Messenger RNA from Neltuma alba, 1668 nucleotides. Its product is annotated as calcium uniporter protein 6, mitochondrial. Lineage: Eukaryota; Viridiplantae; Streptophyta; Magnoliopsida; Fabales; Fabaceae. Gene Ontology annotation, molecular function: uniporter activity; calcium channel activity. The transcript is spliced from 2 exons. The record is from RefSeq and is a predicted model, not a curated record. The coding region runs from base 206 to 1207 and encodes 333 amino acids. Gene Ontology annotation, biological process: mitochondrial calcium ion homeostasis; calcium import into the mitochondrion. Gene Ontology annotation, cellular component: uniplex complex.
UUGCUUCCCUUCUCGAAAUGUGGUAGCUAUUAGCAUUCAUUUAUGAGACUGUGGUUUCGAAAUAUGUCAGAAGAUUGUGGGUGGUAGUUGUGUAGGAUUUUGAGGCAUCCAAAUGGAAUGACAAUUGUCGGUUGUGUUGAUUUUUGUUUAUAUAGAGUUCAAAAUUUUCUCUUCGAAAAUCCCUUUCUUCCUCUGAGUUUUCAAAAUGUGGAGUAGGUGGUGGCGUGCCGGCGGUGGAGUCGGUUUAUUGAAGCAAAGCUUAUCUGCGGUUGUUAACAUCGGCCAUGGUUGUGGAAGGAAGCUUCGUCCUGGUAAUCCUCCGUUAUUGGGUUCGAGGGAUAUUGCAACAGAAUGUCGAGGAGGAGGAGGAGGAGGAAUAAUUCCUUUAUCAUUUGUGUUCAGUGAGAUUAAGAGAGGGAUAUCUUCAUCGCCUGAAGACUCCAAUAAUUCGAAAUCAUCUGAUAAUGGCGGUAAUACAGAAAAAGAUAGUGGAAAAAGCGAUACCAUGUCCUUCUCAGAAGCUAAAAAGCUCAUGAGAUUGGUGAAUGUGGAAUCGCUCAAGUCUAAGCUGGAAGGGGAAGGAAAGGAAGUUAUUCCAUUCUCUGAGCUUCUUCAAGCAUGUGAGAAUACAGGUGUUGCUAGGUCUCCUGAAGAGGCUUCAGCUUAUGCUCGCGUUCUUGACGAAGCUGGAGUCAUUCUUCUUUUCAGGGAUAAGGUCUAUCUUCAUCCUCAAAAGGUGGCUGAUCUUGUUCGAAGAGCUGUUCCAUUGGUACUGACUUGUGAGGAUUCUACAAGUGAGGAGUUGAGGAGGCUGCAGGAGAAGAAACUAGAAAUUGAUAUGUUAGCACAUAAACAGGUCCGGAGAAUUCUCUGGUGCGGACUAGGAGCCAGUUUGCUUCAGGUUGGCCUCUUCUUCAGGCUAACAUUCUGGGAAUUCUCAUGGGAUGUGAUGGAGCCCAUUGCAUUUUUUGUCACGUCCACUGGCUUAGUAAUAGGUUAUGCCUACUUUCUGUUCACUUCAAGGGACCCCACAUAUCAGGACUUCAUGAAGAGGCUCUUCAUUUCUCGGCGGAAGAAGCUUAUCAAGAGGUAUAAUUUUGAUGUUGAGAGAUUCAAGGAGUUACAGAGAAGAAGCAUCCAAUCUUUAGAUGCCAAUACAAUUUUGAAGAAACGCUUGGGGAUGGAACUGGAUCUGGAUGACUCUUAACAAAAAGGUUAACAACUAAACAUUCUUUUUCUUUAUCAGAUGGGUUUUUAGUUAUACAUCCUUACCUUGAAUACAUCUUACAUAGGUUUCUCAGUAGAGGUAUAACAUGUGGACUUUUGUUAACAUUAAGCAUCCUACUUUUGACUGUUUUAAACAAGUUUCCACAUGUAAUGCCUCUGUUGAAGGAUUUUGAUAGCAAACACCAAAGAACUGCACUUGUGCGCGUUUUCACUAGUUUUUUGUUCUUUAUAACAUAGCCUUUCUGUUCUCUCUUACAUAGCCUUGUUCCCCAAUUUUGAUGUUGGCGGGAAUAAGUUUUAAGUCGAUGGCUUCAGUGCCAGCAUGCUUCUCCUAAUUAUUCUGCAUAUAUGUAUAAUUUCUCUUCCUUCUCUUGAGAAACCAUCAAAGAGCAUCGUAUCUUCUGCUUCCAUUUGUUUAACAUAAUUAGAUUGAUCUGCAUG